Molecule: messenger RNA, 2994 nt
Organism: Dendronephthya gigantea
Lineage: Eukaryota; Metazoa; Cnidaria; Anthozoa; Malacalcyonacea; Nephtheidae
Exons: 2
Coding region: 31-2826 (931 amino acids)
Source: RefSeq, a predicted model, not a curated record
GUAUGUGACUGUAAUUUUGUUUUUUAGUUCAUGUUUUUGGCUGCUUUGCUAUGUACGUACAUUUUUAUAUUCAACUACGAAAUGCUAAGUAUUAUCUUUGUGGUGAGAAAAAGGACUGGAAUCCCUUCCUCAUUGAAUGUAUUUUACAAAAAAACGCUAGAGUCAACUGAUGCGAAGCCUUUCAUAGUUAAAAAGGAUGCAAAUGAAGAUGUCAAUAGAGAAGAGAUAAAAGAUCAACCAAUCCACUCUGAUUACCCAACCUAUCACACCUUUGAAGCGAUGCUACACGAUGACACGCAUGCGUCAAACAACAGAGCCUUCCCAGCCAACUCCUCGUGCUCAUAUCAAGGAAUUAGAAAGCCCAUGACAACGAGUUAUUCUAAAACCCUGGUUCCAGAGUGUCGUAGAAGAAAGUCAACUCUUCGUGAUUGCGAAGACGUGAUCAAAUAUUUCGGUCCUCACGGAACAAUGACCCCAGGGAAGUGUGACACUAAAAAAUCCAUUAAAAUAUGUUCCAUAUCUGGUGGGGAAAAUUACAAAAGAGAGCAAGUCCAAGUAUCAUGCAAUGAUAGUCACUGCAGAGGAAAAACAAUUUUACUUGGACUGUUUAAUGAACAGAUAGGAAAAGUUGCAUGGCGCAGAUUGAGUAAUACAGAUGCUUUAGGUGCGCGACUUCAACACCACAUUCUGACCUCAGCCUUUGCGCCUGGGUUUGCAUUGUUAAAAUGCGGGGAAGGUACCCAGGUCUUAAGUUUCCCAAAUAUUUUAAAACGGGCCAAACCUUUUCAAAGGCUGAAGAAGAGAAGACCAUUCAAUAUAAACAUCGUCCUUGAAGACUCGUUAUCUCGCGCGCACUUUUACAGAACUCUGUUAAAAACUGCGUCAACUUUCAGAGAUAUUGUUUAUAAUCAAACAAUUCCGUCGACCCUGCUGGAGUUUGAAAAAGUUCAAGCCUAUGGAUCUACCACGUUUAACAACCUCAAGAGACUUUUCACAGGACAGAAAUACAACCAAGUUAUCAACAACUGCAAAUAUACUGUCGAGGAAUUUAAAGCAAAUGGUAGAAUGUCUAACUGUACAUAUGGAGUCGAAGAGAUGUUUGCUCGAUAUAAAAACGCUGGAUAUAGUACACUGCUUCAAGAGGAUCAUUGUUGGCGCGACGCGUGGGGUUCGUUCAUGGAUCCACGCAGAUUCUUAGACCCAAUUAAGAACAAGAUGGAGCGGCUUAGCAGAUGGAAGGAUUUUGUUCAGCUUGUUCAACUAUCGGGUCGUGGAAAGGUGGUUGAUGAUUAUGGUAUGUCCAUAUUAACUUGUGAUGCGUAUAGAAGGUUAAGAGUGACAAACCCAUUCAGUUCGAAAACUGUUCCAAACGUUUGCUUCGCCGGGAGGUAUUAUGCAUCAUUCUUCUUGGAGUAUGUGAAAAAGUACACAGAGCUCAAUGAUAUGGCCGAUCAGCCGUUCAUAGCGUAUACACAUGUGUUGACAUCACACGAUACUAAUGGAAGACGUAUAGUCAAUGAUGACGAAAGUCUGUCAGAGUUAUUUCGACACGCAGCACAUUUACGAAACACUUUGACGAUCUUUGCCUCAGACCAUGGCUCAAAAGCGACUGAUUUUUCAGCAUAUUCAACACAAGGAAGAGAAGAGGUCUUCCAACCUUUGUUGUUUAUGAUCAUUCCACACGAAGUCAGCAAGUUGCUUGGUUCAGAAGCAAUGAAUGCAUUGGUGCUCAACCAAAAUCGUUUGGUAGGCGUUGAAGAUCUGUACAAUUCAUUGGUCUCGAUUAUAGAACCUCGCGUGAAAAAACAGACGGAAAACGCAGCCUCGAACCCAGAACAUUCCAACCAGGACACUGCAGGUUCUAAUCCGGAACAUUUAGCUGCGUACGCAGGCCCAAUUCCUCAAAUUGCGGAAGAAGACGAAGGACUUGAUGGUCCUCUUAUGAAAUCACAACUGCGAGGUUUGUUUAAACCGGUACCCUUAAACCGCAUUUGCGAGGAAAUGAAAAUACUCCCAAUUGCAUUAUGCCUGUGCGAUGGUAUGGAUAAAACCGUACCGAGCAAUUCUCCAUUGGCUACAUGGGCGGCUGAAUUUUCUGUGGGAACCUUAAAUAACAGAAUUCAGGAACAGUACACAAAGACUAAACUAGGAAGAAUGGCUACGUCAGAAUUCUUUGGUUACGGCGCAUGUCAGCGGUACGUAGCCACGGGUGUGACGAAUGCAAGGCACGUGGUCGUCGGCAUCGACCAAAAACUAUUGUUCACUUUACUGGCAAAACCCAUCGACCGAGAGACUGCGGAAAUUUUUGACAUCGAAUUGACCUUUCCUAUAAAAAAAAACGAACCUGGCCUAACUUUGAGCAACCUGGUCCGUGUGACGCGGUUUAAUGAGUACGAAACGUGCUCGGAUACGGGCGUUGAACCAAAGCUCUGCGCAUGUCAUCCAGACAACACAAACAACACGUUGUGGAGGAAGAGAUUAUUUUCGAAGAUGAUUUCACAAGCAAAAUUCGGUUUGAAACCUCGAACACGUUUCCUUCGAAAACCGUGUCUCCUGGUUGUUUUUUGGGUUAAAUUGCAAAAUAUUGGUGAACGCUGGCCAAGUAAAAUUAGGACUUACGAAGCGAUCAACCGGUGUUCAAAUGUGAAAUACAAUUUAACAAUUUUCUUCAAAGAAGCUCAUACCACUCGGAUUUCAUUAAAAUAUCCUGCAUAUGUUACCCUACUGCCUAAGACAGUCACAUUCCUUUUCACGACUAAAAACGAUCUUAAAAAUGACCAAACUAUACCAGUAUUUAGGUACAUGAAGAGUAUUUUAACGCACUGAUAGGACACACGAAUUGAGGUUAAUAAGUUUACGGCACCAUUGCAAGUAUAUAAUACAUAGCAAUCAUCGCAACUCUAGUUUACACAAUGAAAGUAACUAUCACCCAGAUUAUAUAUACAUUAACGAAUGUUAUAUUAUUUUUAUUCAACGAUAUUAAAUGUCAUAUUA